AUGGGCCGUGCGACUCAGGGCCUGGAUGCGAAAAGUACGCAACUCUUUGAGUCGGUCCAUUGCAUUGAAAAGCGCAUUGGCUUCGGAAAGCAUAAGGGCUACAAGAAAUAUCAGGGCCCUCAAAUAUCGUUUAUUCGGCCUCCUUUGCGCGGUUCGCUCACAAUUCCUGAGCUAUACGACUGGCAUUACGAGCAUAACCGAAACUAUCCACUCUUCAUUUACGAGGAUGAGCCAGGUAUUAUACGAUCAAUUUCCAUGGGAGAGGCAGUGCAGGGAUUGCACAGAGCAACCCAGUACCUUCGCGAGUGCACGGGCGACGUUCUCGACAUUCAACUCAGUGAGGAGAGUACAAAACAACCUGUCAUCGCCAUCCUUGCUGCAUCAGAUACGAUUUCAUUCUUCUGCGCUUAUAUAGGAGGCCUACGAACUGGUGCAACGAUAUUCCCAAUCUCGACUCGAAAUAGCGCUCCAGCAGUUGCGUUUCUUUUGUCGAGGACGAAACCAAUCGCUAUCCUUGUCUCUCCCGAGCCGACUUUGCAACAGCUCGCGGAUGAUUCCAUUGGAGCCAGCGAAUGUGCCGACCUGCGACAGAUUGCCAUGCCCACUUUCAAUGAUUUAUUCCCGAAUGCAGGACUUGAUCCACAAUUCAAGCCUGUUCCAUCGGCGAAGCUGACCAUGGACUCGCACGCUGUUAUCUACCACUCUUCUGGCACGACUUCGUUCCCAAAACCUGUUUAUUGGACACACAGAGCUUUGUCUUGCGUUUCUAUCUUACCUCUUUCUGGAGAAGUGGACGUCUCGGGUACCAUUUUUGGCUGCCACUCCACUCCUCUGUUCCACGCUUUGGGUGCUCUUCUCAUUGCAUUUCCUGCAAGCAUCGGAGUUUGUUUGGCUUUGUUUAAACCUCAGUCGCCCGCUGUUGUUCCGAAUCCAGUCAAUGUUUUUGAGGCAGCAUUGGUUGCAGAGACGGACUAUUUAUUCAGCCCGCCUUCGUUCGUAGAGACAUGGUCCCAAGUCGAUCACUAUGUCGAUGAGUUAUCAAAGAUGAAGGGCGUUGUGUAUGGUGGUGGACCACUCGCAAAGCAUGCCGGCGACCAUCUAGCCUCAAGAGGCGUCAAUAUUUAUCAAACAUAUGCGUCAACAGAAACGGCAGGAUUAAGCGCAUUUCUUCCUGAGCAUCCGGGCAUGGCUUGGGAAUAUUUCAAGUUCUUAAGCGACAGAAAGAUUCGACUAGAGCCUUUCAGUGAAAACGAGUUCAGAGUUAUAGUCCUUGAAUCGGACAACUUCAAGCCUUUCUCAAUAAACACGAAGGUGAACGGAGUGGACGGAUACGCGUCGGAUGACCUCGUAUCACCUCAUCCAACGAAGCUAGGCUACUUUAAAAUAGUAGGAAGAGCAGAUGAUCAAAUCAUCCACUCAAACGGCGAGAAGACGAAUCCAGGUCCACUUGAGACGAUGCUCAAGCAAGACUCGCAAAUUGAAGAUGCAAUCAUGUUUGGACGCGGCAGAUUCCAAUGCGGUGUGCUAAUCCAACCGAGUAAAGCUUAUCCAGUCGAUCAUUUCGACACGGUGGAACUUGAAAAGUUCCGGAAUGCAAUAUGGCCAACUGUUGAGAAAGUCAACGCAUUCGCUCCGGGCCAUUCCCGUCUUUUCAAGGAGAUGAUAAUAGUCGCGUCACCCGAGAAACCGUUUCAAUAUACUGCCAAGAGAUCGCUUCGUAGACAAGUAGUGCUUGAGGCAUACUCCAAGGAAAUCGACAAACUAUAUACUAUUGUCAAUGAUAGUGCUCAGGUUGAUAUUGCCCCACCCAAGGAUUGGUCUGAGAGUUCCGUCCUCGAUUUUAUCAGGGAUGUGGUUGCUCAGACAAUGAAGAAAGAGAUGUGUUAUUUGGGGGACGAGAAUGAUUUGUUUGAGCACGGCGCAGACAGCCUUCAGGCAACUUGGAUCCGUAACACGAUUAUACGAGCACUCCGUGGGUCUCAUCCGAAGCUUGCCCACGCUGUCAGUCCGAACUUCGUCUAUGAAAACCCUACAAUUUCCGGUCUCGCAAACCAAGUUGCUCUCAUCAUUACGGGACAUGCUACUUCCGAGGCAAAUUCACUUAGCGCAAAGAAGAAUGAAUUGCUGAAACUAGUCGAGAAAUACACAGACUCAUUCCCGGAUUUUUUCCCAUCCCCGAAGGAGAACGCAGAUGGCCACGUCGUUUUACUAACCGGAAGCACCGGCUCUCUUGGGUCAAAUUUACUCGCCACACUGUUGCAAAGUAGUUCUGUCUCGAUUGUCUACGCGCUUUCCCGCCACUCGGAUAAGCCGGUUCUUGACAGACUAAAGUCCGCUUUUGAGAAAGAAGACCUUGCUCUGAAACUAUUGCAUAGCAACAAGCUGAAGACUAUAGAAGGAGAUCCGAGUGAUUCUGGUUUUGGAAUUGAACCGGAGCGCUAUGCCGAGCUGCAAGGCACGGUGUCACACGUAAUCCAUAACGCGUGGAGAGUAAAUUUCAGCAAUUCGAUUGCUUCUUUCGAGUCGAAUAUCAGAAGUGUGCGGAAUUUCAUCGAUUUCUGCUUAGGGUGCAAAGGAACCUCCCCUGCGCGCCUCGUCUUCAUCAGUUCGAUCUCGGUCUUCCAACAGAGCCUCUCGAAGACAGCUGAACCUGAAGAACUCCUGUCAAUUGAAGACGUUCGGUUAGGUAGUGGCUAUGGAGAAUCAAAGUGGGUGGCGGAGCAAAUACUUGCCGAAGCGGCCAGAAGAACUCCGUUGAAAAUGACAAUUAUUCGACCUGGGCAACUUACGGGAGGGACGACUGGAGCGUGGAACGAGCAUGAGUGGUUUCCGAGUCUAAUAAAAUCUAGCAUUGUCCUCGGAAUGCUUCCUUCUCUCGAUGGUGUCAUUUCAUGGAUAACGACGGACAUUGCUGUCCGUGCCAUUCUCGAGAUGCUCCAAUCAGAGGAACAAGUUUUUCAUCUUGCUCAUCCUCAUCCGGUCAAGUGGAACGAAGUGAUCCAAUGGUUCUCAAAGAGUUUGGGCGUGGUCGUCGUUACGUACCGAGAAUGGAUAGAAGCCCUUGACCAGUCCAAUAAGUCAGCGCAAUCCGGCAGUGUCUCGGAACUGGAAGUGGCUCUCAAGAAGAACCCAGCAUUACGGCUUUUAGAUCUGUUCCGCUCAGUUAUAGGGACACUUGGCAAGGCGGACGACCCUUUCGGAUCCCCGACUCUCGCGCUCGAGCAUGCAUCUCGUAUCUCGAGUGUGCUGAGGAACGCGGUUCCUAUCAACGGAAAGAACGUUGAGCGGUGGGUAAUCUUCUGGAAGAAGACUGGAUUCUUGAAUUGAUGAACAGCACGCACACCAAGAUGGAUUUGGAUUUGAU
Fomitiporia mediterranea MF3/22 is the source of this 3364-nucleotide messenger RNA. RefSeq names its product acetyl-CoA synthetase-like protein. NCBI's taxonomy places the organism in Eukaryota, Fungi, Basidiomycota, Agaricomycetes, Hymenochaetales, Hymenochaetaceae. Bases 1 to 3327 code for a protein of 1108 amino acids. The transcript has 20 exons. Gene Ontology annotation, molecular function: phosphopantetheine binding. The record is from RefSeq and is a predicted model, not a curated record.